Molecule: messenger RNA, 9084 nt
Organism: Plasmodium reichenowi
Lineage: Eukaryota; Apicomplexa; Aconoidasida; Haemosporida; Plasmodiidae
Product: putative membrane protein
Exons: 2
Coding region: 1-9084 (3027 amino acids)
Biological process (GO): mRNA splicing, via spliceosome
Cellular component (GO): precatalytic spliceosome
Molecular function (GO): protein binding
Source: RefSeq, a predicted model, not a curated record
AUGAAUGAAGAUUUAAAAUUAGGGUCUGUGGUGUGGCCUAAUUUUUCUUCUCCUUUUAGUUUAUCAUGUUAUGCUGUAAACGAAGGUUGUAGUACGUUAGCUGCAGGUAGUUAUGAGGGUAGUAUUAUUUUAUUUAGGAUUGAUGAGAAUAAGGUCGAGUAUGUUGAUAAUAAAAGGAAAGGUAAGACGGGAGAAGGGUAUGUGAAAAAGGAUGAAUAUGAUGAUAAGAGUGAUAAUAAAAUAAGUGAAAGUUUUAGUAGUAGUACUAAUCAUAUGGUUGAUGAGACCUAUGAUAAAAAAAAUAAGAAAGAGGAAUUAUUAAGUGUGGAUGAUGAUAAGAUGAGUGUUGAUAUUAAUAAUAAUGAUGAAAAUAUGAAUUCUGAGAAAAAAGAAAGUAACAACAUUAAUAAUAAUAAUAAUGAAAAUAAUGAAAAUAAUGAAAAUAAUCACAAUAGUAAAAAUAAUAUAAAUAAUAUAAAUAAUAUAAAUAAUAUAAAUAAUAUAAAUAAUUGUAUGAAUAAUUUGAGUAGUAAUAAUUUGAAGAGAGAUAAUUCUAAAAAAUUUCCUAAACAAAAUCGAAAACGCUUUAGUAACAGAAUUAAUUUAUUACCUUAUAAUAUUUUAUUAAAUAAUAGUAAUAAUACAUGCAAUAAUAGUAUUGUACAAUUAUGUUAUGGUUUAACAUGUUGUGCUUUAAUCGAAUGUGUAUCGAAAGAAAUAUUGAUAUCAUUACAUGUAGAUAAUAUGAUAUACUUCUGGUCAAUUGAUGAAGGUAGAUGUUUUAAGGUUUUAAAGAACUUUGAUUUUUUGAUUUAUAACUUAAGAAUAUUACCAGAUAGAAGAUUUCUAUUAAUUAGUGGAGAGAAAAAAGUUUUAGUCGUAGAUAUAUGGGCUAAUUCAGACAAGGAAAUUAUAGCACAACUAAAUAUUGGCUCAAAUCAGAAUACACAGAAUGAAUAUAAUAAGAGCGAGAAAAGCAAAAUUGUAAAUGAUUCCAAAGAAGAAGAAGAUUAUUAUAUUGGUGAUAUUGAUGAUAAGUAUUAUUCAUCGUCUUACGGAUCGGAUGAUAAUAAUAUGUACAAUAUGAAUAGUAUGUAUGAUUAUUUAAAUAAUAAUAUGUCAUCUGAUCCUCAAGAAAAUAAUAUAUAUAUUAAUAGUAAAAAUAAAAAUUAUGGAUAUAAUAGGUUGGAUCGAGAUAAAGAUAAAGACAAAGAUAGAGAUAAAGAGAAAUAUAAAGAUAUAAAUAAUAAUAUUCAGGACGAGACCAUGAACAUAAAGAAUAUGUUUGGAGUUUCCAAUCGAUAUAUAAAUGACAACAAUAAUAAUAAAAGUCAAAAUUAUAGACGAAGAAAUAAUAUUCAUACACGUGAUUUAAAACUAUGUUCUAUAGCUACAGGAGUUGUUCCAUACUUAAAAGAAGAUAAUCAAAGAUCCGUUAUACAAUGUUUUAAAUUAUUAAAACGUAAAUUAUUUAGUAUCGAUGAUAAAAAGGAAAAGGAUAUGAAUAAUAAAAAUAUCAAGAAGAGUUAUGAGAAAUUAUAUGAAGAUCUAUUCAUAAACAAUAACAACAGCAAUAAUGAUACCAGUAAUUAUAAUAAUAAUAAUAAUAAUAAUAAUAAUAGUAAUAAUAUAUUUAAUGAUGAAUAUUUAAAAUUAAAAGAUAAAGAAGUUAAUGAUCGUUUAAAUAAUUUAUUUUAUUGCCCAGUUUUAAUUUGUGCUUCAUUAAAUAACGGAGAUAUUAUAUGUUGGGAUUUAACCGAUUUUUUAAAUUAUUAUAAAUGUAAAUGUCGUUUUGUUAUUAGAACCGAAAAAACAGAAUUAGAAUUAUAUAAUGAAAUGAUAGAAGAUAUAUCAGAAAAUUGUAUAUACGAUGAAUUAAUAAAAACACGUAUUAGUUCAACUAAUGAUAUUAAUUUAAAAGAUAAUGAUAAAAAUAUUAAAGGUAAAGAAGAUAUAUAUAAAAAAUAUAUGGGUAUAUAUAAUAUAGAUCCUAUACAUAUAGCUAAUUUAAAUGAAUUCGAAAAAAAAACAUUAGAAAUAGCUAGCAAUGGAUAUUCUAGUCAAAUAGCUAUAAUAGAUAAUUAUAUUAUUUUAUUACAAAAAACCAGGUUAAUUAUUUAUGAAAGGAAAUGUCUAUCAUCUUCAAAUAAUUUAUCUGAUCCCUCAUCAAAUAUGUCUUCUUAUUUCGUCCCCUUGAUGGAUUUAUUUUGUCCUGAUUAUGAAGAAACACGAAAGAGAACAUCUCAUAAUACUCACUGGGUGGGAAUCCAGGUCGUUCGUCGACCUAUAUGGAAGUUUUCAUCAGGUAUUUUCCAAAUGAUGGGGUUUAAAAAAAAGUCAUACAACGUUAUGCAGAAAUUAUCAAAGAAUGUGUGUGGUUCAAUUAUUGCUUGGACAAAUGAAGGAAGUUUCUAUGCAUACAGCUUACCAUUAAAAUUUUCGAGUCUGUUUUUAUCGUUUCAGUCCAAUAUAAAAUCCUUCUUUUUGAAAAAGGUCUCAAAAGAUUUGUUAGGUUCCUUUAAUAGUGCUGUUCCUUUGAUUAUUUAUCGAGAGAAUGUUAGGAAAAGUGAUGAGGACAUAAAAGAUACUACUGUAGAUUUUAUGAAUAAUAAAAAUUUUGAGAUUAAAAUAAGUGAGAGUGCUGAUAUGAGUGUAUAUAGUAGCAAGAUGUAUUCUUCUGAAUGUAUAAAAAGGUUGAGUAACUCGAAUGAAGAACUAAUGGAUAAUACAAGUAAAAAAAAAAGAAAUAUCGAAAAAACAAAAGGUAAAAAGGGUGACAAUAUUAUAAAUUUAAUUUGUAAUGAUGAAAAGAAGAAUGUUCUUUUUGAUGAUUAUAAAAAUUAUGAGUACAAUCAUAUUGAGAAGCAUUCAAAAUGUAAAGAAGAUUUUUUCUUUUUUUUUGUAAAUAAGAAUUAUAAACGUAGAAUAAUAGUAUAUGAAUAUUUAUACAAUAUAUGGUACAAGACGUCUAAAAUAGAAAAGGUAUGGUUGUUACCUAAAAAGAAGAAUGUAGAACAUGUAAUUCAUAUGAUGAAAAGUAAGAAUGGUGAUAAUAUGACUAGAACAUAUGAUAAUAUAAAAGAUUAUGAUGAUAAGAAUUAUAUGGAUAAGGAAAAAUAUAUAAAUCAAAAUAUAAAUACAUUUGAUUUAAAUAAAAAGAACAAUAAUAAUAAUAAUAAUAAUAAUAAAACCUUUGGUGAUAUAAAAAAGAGUGAAGGUAAUAUUUGCUCUUAUGUUAUAGCAUAUUAUAAUUUAAAUAUAUAUAUUAUUAUAAGUUAUACAAACGGAUGUGUUAUUAGCACAUUAAUUAAUUCUUAUAAUAAUAAGUUGAAUAAAGAAAAGGUUAUUCAUAAUUUAUAUAUUCCUAAAACGUUGUAUAAUAAAUAUCGUAGAAAUAUGUUCAUUACUACACUAUAUUAUGAAAAUAAUUUUUUAAUAGGUGGUACAAACCAUGGGGAUAUUCUUAUAUGGAAAUUAAUAAAUUUUGAUUUAGUAAAGAUUUUAAAAAAUUAUCAUUUGUCUUAUGUAUGUAGUAUACAUAAAGUUGUAAAAGAAAAUUAUAUUUCUAAUAAUUUAAAAAACAAAAAGAAUAUAUUAGAUAGUACUGUUGUUAUAAAUAAUAAAAAAAAGAAAAAAGACGAACAAGAUAGAGAUAAAAAGAAAGAAGAGGAUUUAGAAGAAAUCGUUAAAGAAGAUAUGAGUAAUUUUAAAUUAAUGGAAGAAGAUCAUUGGGUUUUAACUUGUGAUAGUAGUAAUAAUAUAAUUUUAUUAAAUUUGAAUCCUAUAUAUUAUGAUAAAAAUCGAUCAAAUUGUUUUUAUCAAAAUGAUCCAUAUAAAAUAUGCAUAACAAGAGAUGAAGAAAUCGAAAAAUAUAAGAAUAGCAAAAAUAGUUAUUUUAAAAAUAAAGAAAACGAAGAAAAAAAAAAAAAAAAAAAAAAAAGAGAAGAAAAAAAACAAAUUAUUUAUUAUUAUGUACAUAGUUUAUUAAGAAGGUCAACUGGUAUGUGGAAGGAAAAUAAAAAUAUAUAUAAUUUGUUGAAAAUAUUAAAAUAUAAAAAAAAUUUAGGAAUGAAAAUAUUACGCAACAAAUACUAUGAUCAUUAUUAUCAUGAUAUGUUUGUUGCGGAGAAGGAAAUGCACCUUUGUUCUUUGAAAAAUUAUGGAAACGAACAAAAAUAUUCUUUUCACAUAUAUAAAAAUUUAUAUAAAAGUGUUAGUAAGAUAAAAGGAAUACAAAAGGGUAGAAUAAAUACAAAAAAAAAAAAUACAAUGUAUGAUGAUAAUUUUGAUGACGAUAAAGAUAAAAAUGAAAGUAAUGGUAAUUUUGUUGAUAAGGAUAAAAAUGAAAGUAAUGGUAAUUUUAUUGAUAAGGAUAAUGGGAAUAACCAACAUGAUCAUGAUCAUCAUCAUCAUCAUCAUAAAAAUGAAGAAGAAGAAGAAAGUAUUAGUGAUAAUAAUAAUAGUCAUAUUAAAUAUACGAGAAAGAAAAAAAAAAGAAUAGACUCAUAUAUUUAUAAUAAAGAAUAUUAUAUUAUACAAAAAGAAAAAGAAUUAAAAAAUAUGACAGGUAUCUGUUUCCAUUGUACAUGUAGAAAAUUAGAAAAAAAAAAUGAAAUAAAUUACAAAUUAAUAAAUAAUAUAUAUAUAAACACAUAUUCUUCUUUGUUGUAUAUAAUAUUGUUAAAUAAUUAUGUAUUCAUAUAUAAUUAUAAUACUGGUCAAUUUAUACGAUCUAUAUAUGAUUCAGAAUUUAUGCAGAUAACAAAUUUUUCAUAUGAUCAAUGUUACCUAAAAUUAGGUGUAAAUAUAACACAUUUAAAUAUUUUGAAUAGAGUUAAAAUAAAAGAUGUGAGUAAACAUGAGAAUUAUGAUAUAAUCGAUGAGGAAUAUACUAUACAUGAUGAUGAAGACGAUAAUUAUUAUGAUUAUAAUUAUGAUGGUAAAUUAUCACAAGGUAAUUAUAAAUAUAAUCAUGUGGAUGACGUAGAUAAUAAUAAUUUAAAGUAUCCUCAAAAUGAUUACAUUUUUAGUAAGAAUAAAGGUAGUAAUAUGAAUUAUUUAGCACCAUCAUUAUCAUCAUCAUAUAUGUUAUCAUCUUAUAUGUCAUCAUCAUAUAUGUCAUCAGCUUCAUCAUAUUCGUCAUCUUUUUCCUCUACUUAUUCUCCUUCAAUUUGUUCUCCCUCCAUUUUAAAUAGUUCUAUAGAAAAUGUUGGGAAAAUGAAAGUAUCAUUUGACCUAUUAUACAAAGAUAAUAUAAAUGAAGAAAAGAAUUUAAAGGGUAAAAAAGAGGUAGGAUUAAAACGUGAGAAUAAUAUGUAUAGAUAUAAUUUUGAGAAUAAUUGCAUUUAUAGAUAUAUAGUAAAAACCCAAAUUCCUAUAAUAAGUUUUGUAUUAUUUCGAGAUAGUAAUUUAUCAAAGAAAUGUUUACCCUUAACAAAAUUAUUAUAUCAUUUUUUUAUGCCUAAAAAUUGUAUACAAGUAUGUAAAGAGUUAUUUCCAUUUUUAAUUAAUUUUCCGUCGAUACCAUUUUCUUUAUGUAUUCAUGGGAAGGAAUCUACCUUUAGUUUUGUUAUACCUAUGUCUACUCAGAUAUAUUAUUUUUCUAGGAUGCAUUCCAUGAAAUGUAAAAAGAAUGAUAUUGACGUAUAUAUAACUAUGGGUAGUAAGCAAAAAGAAAGGUAUAUAUUAUCUGAGAAAAGAAAAAAAGAAAAAUUUUUUUAUGAUUCUUUAAAUUUAGAAUAUGAUUCUGCAUAUAAUAAGAAUUUCAAAAAAAAAUAUUUCCUUAGCGAUAUAUUAAAAAAAAAGUACAUUUAUUUGGAUGUGAAGAUGGGAUGUUUGAAGAAAAAAAGUCUUAAGAAUUUUAGAGAAUUCUCAAAGUAUAAAAAUUUGACCAAGCAAGGAAGUGUACAUAACAAUUUGUGUAAUUCUUAUAUUGAACGAGAUAGAGCAAAAGAAAAGAAAGGGAAAAUGGGGAAAGCACUUGAUGAUGAUAAUAAUAAUAAUAAUAAUAAUAAUAAUGAUAAUAUAAAAAAAAGUAAAAUAAAAUGUAAUGACGCAGGUGAUUAUAAAGAAGGUAUGCAUGACUUGAAUAAAUAUGAAGAUGAUGAUAAAAGAGAAUCCCAUAUAUCAGUACACAAUAAUGCAUAUAAUUGUAUGUAUUAUAAUAAUAACAUGGGUAAUAAAAAAAGAAGUAAAAGUAAUUAUAAUAAUAAUGAUGAUGAUAAAAAUAAUAAUAAGGAGAAGAAUAAUGCAUGUAUUGAUAUGAUUACUAAUAAAGAUAAAGAAAUUAUAAAAUGUGAUGAAAAAAAUGUAGAAACAGAAGAAUAUACAAAUAGACGUAAUUAUCAUAUUUUACAUUAUAAUUAUUAUAAAGAUGUUAGAGUAAACAGAAGAAACUCGAACAUUUCUCCCAAAUGGGUUUUAAAAUAUUUAGAUGAUGAUUUAUCAAAUUAUUCAUCUGAUAAAUCGAGUAUAUGUUUAUAUAUAAAAAAAGGAAAUAAUAAUAAUAAUAAUAAAAAUAAUAGACAUAGUAGGGGAAAGAAUAUGAAAAAGGAUGAUAAAAGGAAAAAAAGUAAUGUACACUUGAAUAAAAUGAAUAGUAAGGUAGAAUCUAACACAUGUGAUGAUAAUUCAUUUAUUAAUAAUAUUAGAUUUGCAAAAUUGAAAGUAGAAAGACGUAAGAAAUGUAAAAGGAAUGUACAUAAGAAUAAGGAAUUUUUUUUUUGUAACAACAGUAUUGAAAUAUAUUGUAAUAGUGUGUAUAUAAAAACAUUAUAUAGCUGUUUCAUUUUAAGAUUUCUAGAAUUAUGGAGGAGGUGGUAUAAAAUAAAAUAUAAUGAAGAAGUUAUAAAUAAUUUUAAUGAGUAUAUUAUAGAUAAUUUACCCGAUGGAAUAGAUAUAAAUUUAUUUUUGUUAAGUUAUAUAUCUAUGUAUCCAUAUGAUAAAAGUAUAAGAUUAGAAUUACAAAAUUUUAUGUAUAGAAAAAUACGAAAUAUGAGUGAUAAAUUAUUAGAUAAAUAUACAAAGGCAUCUACUGAGAUAUUAAGAAUAAAUAAUAAGAAGAAAAGAAUAAUAGAAAAGAAUAUCGAUGAAAUAUCUUUAUAUGAUACUAGUGGAACUUAUAUUAUAUCUAUAAUAAUACCAAAGGUAGGAUGUUUAUAUUUAUAUCCAUUUAUAUAUGCUGAUGAGAUAUGCUUAACAUUAUUAUUAUUAUUAUUAUUAGUAAAAUCUGAAUAUUUAAGAAGUUGUAAAACAUUUUAUACGAAUGCUAGUAUGAUAACUUUAAUAAUACAUCAUAUAUGUUAUUAUAUAUUUGUAGAUACAAAAUAUUUUUUAGAAAAGAAUAUAAAAUUUAAUAAAUUUAAAUUAUUUCAUUUUAUACAUUUAUUAUCAUUAAGUUUUUCCAUAACAUGGGAUUUGCAUAUAUUAAUACAAAAAGGGAUAUUUACGAAUAAUAUGAAGAAUGUAUCUAAUGUUACAUUUAAUUUAUGUUUAAAAAAGGAUGAUUUUAUAUUUAAUGAAAGAUUAAUUAAUGAAAAUUAUUAUAAAACCUUAAAGGAUUAUUAUGUACAUGCAGAAAUAAAUAUUGAUAAAAGUGAUAGUAAAAUGAUAAAUAAUUCUUUAACCGAAAUAAAUUUGAAAAAUUAUUUGGACGAUUAUUUGGAAUAUAUAAAUAAAAUAAGUGACAUAGAAUUGGAAAAAAUGGAAGCUAAUCAAUCUAAUAAUAAUAAUAUAAACAACAUGAACAGUAAUAAUAAUAUAAGCAACAUGAACAGUAAUAAUAAUAUAAACAACAUGAACAGUAAUAAUAAUAUAAACAACAUGAACAGUAAUAAUAGUAAUAAUAAUAAUAUUAUAAAUUCUUUUGAUAAUAUCUUUUCAUAUAUUAGUAAUGAAGAAAAAUAUAAUAUACGUAAUAAAUCAUAUGAAUUAUUAAGGAUAACGAGUUUUAUGGAUUCAAAUAGUAAUAAUAGUAGUGGUUAUAUAUCGAGAUUUAAUAAAAAAUAUUCUUUGAUAGAUAAGAAAAAUAAGAAUGUAGAUAAUAAUGAUAAUAUUAAACGUGAUACCUCUUAUAUUACAUUUUAUGAUAAGAAUAAUAAUAAAUUAGAUAAAUAUAAUAUAUAUGGACAUAUUAAUAAACAUUAUGAGAAUAGUAAUAAUAAUAUGAACUAUAAUAAUAAAUAUGAUAUUCUUGAUAAUAAACAUGAUUAUAUAACGAAUCCUUAUGAAGACAAAAAGAAUAAAAAAAAACAUUUUUUUUCAAAACAUUAUAAUAAUGAUAAUAUAAAAGAUAAUGAUACUAAUAUGGAGAAUGAUAAUAUAUGUCGAAUUAAUGAACAUAAUUAUAUAAAUAUAUGUCAUUUUAUAUUAAAUAUAUUUGAAUUAUAUACCUUAUCAUUAAAUAAUAUUAGCUUUUUAAAAAUAUUAAUAAAUAUAGGAAGAUUAGAACCAUUUUUAUUUUUAAAAACAUUACAUUAUAUAUCUGGGAAUAUACAUAAAAAAGUAUCGUCAAUUAAUAAAAUAUUAUUUCUAUUGAUUAUUUUAAUAAAAAAUUAUAAAUGUAUAUUUAUAUGGUAUAUGAAUAUAAUUAUUGAUAUACUAUUAAAUUCAUUGGAUCCUUCAAAUAAUGUCCGAAUAUUAUGUUUAAAAUUAUCAACAAGUCUCAUAUAUACACUAGUCAAAUAUUAUAAUAUAUGUUCAUUUAAUAAGUUUACACAAAAACUAGCUGUUGUAAAUAAUAUAAACAAAUGUAUAUAUCUAUAUGAUUUAAAAAGUGCAAAAAAAUUGAAGAUCUUCCAAGGACAUAAAAAAUAUAUAGAUUGUAUAAAAUUUAAUACAAACGGAACAGCUCUAGCUUCCUAUUCUAAAUUAGAUUUAUCUUUUAAGUUAUGGAAUUGUACAAACGUAGGAUUAUUUAGUGGUUUCUUAAAAAUUCAGUCCAAAUGUACGCGUGAUAUACAACUAUCCAAAAUUAAAUCAAGUUAUCUUUACCUCUCAGAUAGUUAUAUUGAUAUUACAUAUAAAAAAAAAAAUGAAUGGAUAUUAAAAAGGGAGGACAACGCUAUAUAUCUUAUAUACAUAUGA